This is a messenger RNA of Melitaea cinxia (Glanville fritillary), 3415 nucleotides long. RefSeq lists its product as uncharacterized. The record is from RefSeq and is a predicted model, not a curated record. Lineage: Eukaryota; Metazoa; Arthropoda; Insecta; Lepidoptera; Nymphalidae. The transcript is spliced from 9 exons. Gene Ontology annotation, biological process: arachidonate metabolic process. Bases 405 to 3386 code for a protein of 993 amino acids. Gene Ontology annotation, cellular component: membrane.
AAGUGAUAAAGAAACUGAUCAAGAUUUUUUAAGACUUUGUUUUGAUUUGCUCGUGUUGGUAGCAUUGAUCGCGCGAUCUGACGUCAUUGUACUGUCAUUGAUCUAUUUGUGAUAUAUUAUAUGCGAUAUUUUUAUUUAUUUGCCAAGGUUUUUUGCGAUACUAAUACGUUUUGCUACUGUUGAUACGAAGUUAAGACCUUCCUAGUGUUACGUGUGUAAUUAAAUUUUUUAUUAAAACAUUAUACACGAAGUUAUCCACGAGAUAAGUCGUGUACAUGACUAUUAUUGUGUGUGUCUUAUAUUUGUUGAAAGUAUUACUGUAGAAACACUUUGAACAAAUUGCCUUAAGUGCUAUUAAUUAGUGAAUUGUUUUCUUAAAACGUUUGAUACGAAUAAGUGGCAAAAUGUCUUCGCUUGGAGGACAGUGGCGUAUUAUUCGCCACUACCUUUCUAUGAGUAACUUGAAUUCUGAAGUCGAAAAAUUAGUUCAGAAAAUUAAACCAGCUACUCCUGAGCAAUGGGAAAGUUUGAUUAAAAAAUUUGAAAGGGCAGUAUCGGCACGACUAAGUCAAACUGUGGAUGCUAAAAGCUUAGAAGAAAAACCAAAUAAUAAAGUAAAUGCAACAACAAUUGAGGAAACCGAUUCUAAAGUACAAAAAAUAAAAGAAAAAAAUGACAAAGACGAGAAAAUAAGUCAAGAAGGUCUAACACUGGGUUCUGAGGCUAAAGAAAUCACAUUCGAAGGACUCUGGCAAGGUCUGAAAUUAAAAAAGGAUCUUCACUUUGGAAAGAUUUCUGAACCUAGCUGGAAGACAAAUAAACCUAUUAUAACUAAGACUUCAAUCCAUUCCCGAACAGCCUAUGUGAUAUCAGCGAUAGUAACGGCAGAAUCAACGGAAUGCCUUCUCAAAAGGACUGAGCACUUCAUAGAACAUCUCCAACAGUACCCUGAGUCUAGAGACUAUGCUAUUAAGGAGGGAGCAGUCCGAGCAUUGUUGAGGGUACAACAUAAGUUGAAGAAAAAUGAUGAUUUACCCAUCACUAAGGAAGUCAAUGGUCUUGUCAAUGAGGCCUUGGCACUUAUGGGUUACACGGGUCCGACAAAAAGUCGUGGUCCAAAUAUUUUGUCUAUAGAUGGCGGUGGCAUUAGGGGUAUCAUUGCAAUUGAGAUUUUAAGACACUUGGAGAGACUGACUGGGAGAAAAGUGGAGGAAAUGUUUGAUUACAUUAUUGGCGUCAGUACUGGUGCUAUAAUUGCCGCUGUUAUGGCUAGUGGAGCUGGUAACUUGGAAACAGCCACUCAAAUGUACCAUACUUUAUCAAAGCAAAUGUUUGGAAACACCUCUCUUAUCGGCGGUACUUCUAGGCUAGUAUGGAGUCACUCAUAUUACGACACCGAUGCUUGGGAGGAAUUGCUUCAAGAAAAUCUCAAGGACUGUACACUUACUGAGUGUAACAGACAUAACACGCCUAAGAUGGCGCUAGUGUCGUGCGUGGUGAACUCAGGUUCGCGACUAGCGCCCUUCCUGUUCCGCACGUACGAGUGCGGGUUCCGAGUGCGGAGCGUGUUCCCGGGCAGCUCGCGCGCGCGCCUGUGGCAAGCCGUGCGCGCCUCCGCCGCCGCGCCCACCUACUUCACGGAGUUCCGCCUGCACGGCCUGCUGCACCAGGUACUGUCCUGUACUGCUGUACUGCUGCACUGCUGCACACGUGUUCCCGGGCAGCUCGCGCGCGCGCCUGUGGCAAGCCGUGCGCGCCUCCGCCGCCGCGCCCACCUACUUCACGGAGUUCCGCCUGCACGGCCUGCUGCACCAGGUACUGUCCUGUACUGCUGUACUGCUGCACUGCUGCACACGUGUUCCCGGGCAGCUCGCGCGCGCGCCUGUGGCAAGCCGUGCGCGCCUCCGCCGCCGCGCCCACCUACUUCACGGAGUUCCGCCUGCACGGCCUGCUGCACCAGGUACUGUCCUGUACUGCUGUACUGCUGCACUGCUGCACACGUGUUCCCGGGCAGCUCGCGCGCGCGCCUGUGGCAAGCCGUGCGCGCCUCCGCCGCCGCGCCCACCUACUUCACGGAGUUCCGCCUGCACGGCCUGCUGCACCAGGUACUGUCCUGUACUGCUGUACUGCUGCACUGCUGCACACGUGUUCCCGGGCAGCUCGCGCGCGCGCCUGUGGCAAGCCGUGCGCGCCUCCGCCGCCGCGCCCACCUACUUCACGGAGUUCCGCCUGCACGGCCUGCUGCACCAGGUACUGUCCUGUACUGCUGUACUGCUGCACUGCUGCACACGUGUUCCCGGGCAGCUCGCGCGCGCGCCUGUGGCAAGCCGUGCGCGCCUCCGCCGCCGCGCCCACCUACUUCACGGAGUUCCGCCUGCACGGCCUGCUGCACCAGGUACUGUCCUGUACUGCUGUACUGCUGCACUGCUGCACACGUGUUCCCGGGCAGCUCGCGCGCGCGCCUGUGGCAAGCCGUGCGCGCCUCCGCCGCCGCGCCCACCUACUUCACGGAGUUCCGCCUGCACGGCCUGCUGCACCAGGUACUGUCCUGUACUGCUGUACUGCUGCACUGCUGCACACGUGUUCCCGGGCAGCUCGCGCGCGCGCCUGUGGCAAGCCGUGCGCGCCUCCGCCGCCGCGCCCACCUACUUCACGGAGUUCCGCCUGCACGGCCUGCUGCACCAGGUACUGUCCUGUACUGCUGUACUGCUGCACUGCUGCACACGUGUUCCCGGGCAGCUCGCGCGCGCGCCUGUGGCAAGCCGUGCGCGCCUCCGCCGCCGCGCCCACCUACUUCACGGAGUUCCGCCUGCACGGCCUGCUGCACCAGGUACUGUCCUGUACUGCUGUACUGCUGCACUGCUGCACACGUGUUCCCGGGCAGCUCGCGCGCGCGCCUGUGGCAAGCCGUGCGCGCCUCCGCCGCCGCGCCCACCUACUUCACGGAGUUCCGCCUGCACGGCCUGCUGCACCAGGUACUGUCCUGUACUGCUGUACUGCUGCACUGCUGCACACGUGUUCCCGGGCAGCUCGCGCGCGCGCCUGUGGCAAGCCGUGCGCGCCUCCGCCGCCGCGCCCACCUACUUCACGGAGUUCCGCCUGCACGGCCUGCUGCACCAGGUACUGUCCUGUACUGCUGUACUGCUGCACUGCUGCACACGUGUUCCCGGGCAGCUCGCGCGCGCGCCUGUGGCAAGCCGUGCGCGCCUCCGCCGCCGCGCCCACCUACUUCACGGAGUUCCGCCUGCACGGCCUGCUGCACCAGGAUGGUGGCAUCAUGGUCAACAACCCUACUGGAGUGGGUCUGCACGAAGCUAAACUAUUAUUUGGACCAGACACAAUCAAAAACGGCACAGUUAUAUCAGUGGGUACCGGCAGAGCUUUGAACAAGCAUUUAGACUACGAGUUGUUGAGC